This is a messenger RNA of Artibeus jamaicensis (Jamaican fruit-eating bat), 869 nucleotides long. RefSeq names its product calmodulin-alpha-like. The transcript has a single exon. The record is from RefSeq and is a predicted model, not a curated record. NCBI's taxonomy places the organism in Eukaryota, Metazoa, Chordata, Mammalia, Chiroptera, Phyllostomidae. Gene Ontology annotation, molecular function: enzyme regulator activity; calcium ion binding. The coding region runs from base 183 to 632 and encodes 149 amino acids.
AGGAGGAUUUUGCCCGAGGACAUGGGGUGGGUGGGGAGCCUGCCUCCUCCCUUGCACCGAUUGCAGAAAAGGAGGGGUUCCCACCCCAUGGCAAGGCUGCCAUCCGAGCUCUGCCCUCACACAGACACAGCCUCAUCCCCAGCUCUGACGGGAGCCCUUUGAGCUGGUUGGCAGCAAGCGACAUGGCAGAGGAGCUGUCUGAAGAGCAGGUGGCUGAGUUCAAGGCGGCCUUCACCAGGUUCGACAAGAACAAGGAUGGCACCAUCAACGUGCAGGAGCUGGGGGAUGUCAUGAAGACCCUAGGCCAGAACCCAUCAGAGGACGAGCUGAAGAAUAUCAUCGCCCAGGUGGACACGGAUGGUGACGGCGCCAUCAGCUUCCCGGAGUUCCUGGCAGCGAUGGUUAAGAGGAUGAAGUCCUGGGGCGGUGAGCAGGACCUGAAGGAGGUGUUCCAAGCCUUCGACCUGGAUGGGGAUGGCCAUAUCACCAUUGACGAGCUGAAACAGGCCAUGGUCCGGUUGGGGCAGAAGCUCACCCAGGAAGAUCUGGAGGCCAUGAUCCAGGAGGCGGACCUGGACAAGGAUGGACAGGUGAACUAUGAGGAGUUCUCGCGCAUCCUCGGUCAGAAGUGAAGCCCUGGUCUGGCCCGCCUCCUCUGCCUGACUCUGGUUCUGGGGUUCCUGCUUGUGCACUGGGAUGUAAAGGGGAAGUCUGGGUGGUGGGGCCCCUGGCCUCUCUUGGUCUGGGUUAUGGGCUGUUGGGACUCCCUCUGUGCCUGGGGGAGCUGGGGCUGCCCCUUACCUCACAGGGCUGUUGUGAAAAACCCCAAAGCCAGGUGGUGGCCCAAAUAAAAGGAAUGUGAACUCUGA